UGGUGGAUGUGGGAACACCUCGGUCCGCUCCCCGGUGUGGACCGGCUCUCGCCCCCGCUCUAGACUAACGGGAGACGGGACAGCUCCAAAGCUCCGACCCCGCGGAAAAAGACAAGAGCUAACCCUCCAAACUGAGGCCACAGACUUCUCACAAUGGCGCCUGAAGUUCUGCUUCUCCUUAAUGUCGAGGCGCAGCAACAUUUUCCCAAGUGAGGGCUCAACAUGGCGGCUGUAGCGCGUCAUCGAGGUGUAUUUUAUUUUCCACUUUUAAUGGCGCUAACCGUUUUAGCUAGCCAACCAGCUAGCCAACCAGCUAGUCAACCAGCUAACCAGCUAGCCAACCAGCUAACCAACCAGCUAGCCAGCCAGCUAGCCAACCAGCUAACCAACCAGCUAGCCAGCCAGCUAGCCAACCAGCUAACCAACCAGCUAACCAACCAGCUAACCAACCAGCUAGCCAACCAGCUAGCCAACCAGCACCGUCCCCGUUCUUCGGCGAGGGGGUUGAGUGCAACGCGUUGGCAUGACAACUUCACAGAUUUAUCACCGGACAAGUUACCGCGGCUCUACCUGACUACCUGCCGUUUCAGCCUCAGGUCAGAUGGAUUCACCUGGAGGCUCCACAGUCUCCGGUUUAACCCCCGCUCACACACAGAGAUCGCAGCGUCUCUACCAGAGGUUCCUGACUGAUGCCGCCGCCGGCCUCACCUUCUCCCCUGAUGCGGGGACGGAUCCCAGGACUGACGGAGUCCUCUACAUCCAGGCAGACUACAACCACUUAUUCAGGCCCACCGGAGUCCUGAGACCGGCUGCCAAGAGUAGACUGUAUAGACCGGCUCCAAGGCUGAACCACAGACAGGCUCCAGAGGAGUUACCAGCAUAUGGAUGGUUGCCACGGUUACUGGACUCAUCAGAGUCUGCGAGUCACCCCCCACCGCAGAGGAGACGACUGCUGCAGGACUCCUGCAUGGGAACCAGAGUGACGGAGGUCAAACCGGUCCACAAGGUGGCUCAUAAAACCCACAUCGUCUUAAAUGACUCAAAGUCCAGACACCUGCAGAGGCGGCCCCCCCCGGCCCGGAAGGCCACGCCCACACGCACCAACAAGAAGAGUGUGACCACGGAGAGCCUGGACCAGGACCAGGACCAGGACCAGGACCAAACCAGACGACCACAGUCAGAUUCUUCAGGUUCAGGUGCUGACAGCUGCGUCGCUGCACAGUGUGUCGUCCUGGACGGAGACCACAGGGGAGUCAUCCAGAGACUUCUGGCACAACUCUUCCAGGAGGACCAACCCCCACGCAGCCAGGACCAGCCUCCUGAUGUCCAGCUGGUUGUUUCACAGCUCAUCUUCCUCAGCAGCCAAAUGACUCUGGUGCGCUCCCUGGUGGCGGAGCGGCUGAACAGCUCUGAACCAGAGGGCAGACUCGUGGCCUGUCGCACUCUCUGCAGCCUCAGAGGACCCUUCAACAAGGAUGUUGUUCACAAACUGACUCACCUGAUGUGGAGCGACCCGAGCGAGCGGGUUCGCCACGCUGCCGCAGACUCUCUGAUUAAGCUGGGAAAGGAACAGAACGUUCACAGACACCUGAGGGUGAAGCUGGAGGAUGGACGGGGGCUGCAGGACAGGGUGGAGGCUUUGAAGCUCAUCAGCAGCCUGAAGUUAACGACGGCGAAGCUGCUCAAGUCUCUGGUUUCCUGCUUCAAAGACGAAUCCCCUGCUGUCAGGAAACAGGCCUGUGUGUCGGCUGCGUCUCUGCUGCUGAAGGACGAGACGGUUGUGAGUCGUCUGCUGGAGCUGCUGGAGAACGACCCGGCGCGGGAGGUCCGACUGUCCGCCAUCGAAGCUGUGGGUGCGUUAGGUUUGUCAUCAGCAGACGUGCAGGAGACGCUGCAGAGCUACGUGGAGACUGAGGAGGAUGCAGAGCUGCGUGAGGCUGCCUGCAGGCUGCUACCUGUGGACAACCUGCACGACUUCCUGCUGCUGGAUCCUGAAUGCAACGGUCUGGUCUGCAGGACGAUAACAGAAACGCUGCAGGAGGAACGCUGCAACGCUCAGCUCAUCAGUCUGCAGGUGAAGCGUCUGUGUGAGGGGAGAAUCAUCGCAGACAAAGUGCUGCUGCUGGAGAAGCUGCAGAAUGAGAAACACAAGGGUCGCCGCCUCCAGCGCAGGGUGCUGUGCAGGCUGAUGAGUCUGCUGUACAGGACUGAUCUCUACGAGACGCCCGAUGAUCCCUGAUCACUGCUGAUCACUUCCUGUUUACUCCUGAUUAAAGAUGAAAGCAAGUGAAUGAAGGGGUUCAACAGUAUUUGUCACAGUGAGGAGUUUUAUUUCUCUCUGGCAGCUACAAACCAAUAGAGGAGCAUGGAAUUUAAAAUAUCUAGAAUUCCUUUUAUGAUACCUGUAGUGUAAGAACUAUGGAGGACCAGCAGUAAUUUCAUUUCCUUAGGCAUUAAAAAUAGGAAUUAUAAAAAGAAUUUAUAAAUGAUUGAUUAAUCCGUCAAUAAAUACUUCAGGUUUAAAAAUGGAUUUACAAAAACAGCAUAAACUCAUUAAACAAACCAUUUAUAAGUACAUUUAUUAAUUAUUGAAUAAAUAAUAUUAUCUGAAAAACUAUUUGUAAAGACUUUUUAAAAAUGGUAAAACAUUCCUGGAUUCCUUCUUCAAAUUCCAUUUCCGCUGCCUCUCCCGUUGGCUCAUCGAUCAGCUUAGUGAUUUAACCUCUCUGACUCUCUGGUUAGCUCAACCAAUCAGAGAGCUUGUUACAGUGCAUGGCCAGUUGGGAAUGUUUAGCCUGAUUCAAUCAACACUGAAGGGCCAGAGUGUCAGACUGACACUGAACAGACCCAAGGACUAAACGAGCUCUAAUAUUAACCAGGUCCAGCUCCACCGCUCCAACACACGGUGACAACACAACAAAACAGGAGCCGUCAAUAACAAGAUGGCUGGAAGGUCCAACUGUGGACUGUCGUCACUUUCUAUAGAACUAUAGUGUAAUUUGUAUUUGUGCAACUAUCACAGAAGCAGGAGACGUUUAAACAUGAAGCAGAAAAGCAGAAUGUGAAACCAA
Seriola aureovittata is the source of this 3071-nucleotide messenger RNA. RefSeq names its product HEAT repeat containing 4 (gene heatr4). The transcript has 12 exons. Bases 602 to 2239 code for a protein of 545 amino acids. Gene Ontology annotation, molecular function: oxidoreductase activity. The record is from RefSeq and is a predicted model, not a curated record. Lineage: Eukaryota; Metazoa; Chordata; Actinopteri; Carangiformes; Carangidae.